GCCCCACGCGACGUGCAGGCCCUUACUGCUCGUCACGCGAAAGCGGGGACACUUGGCUCGUGUCUGUCGUCGUGGCCAGAAGUUCAUCGCAAGUGCAACUGUUCGGCUCCCCGAAUCCACCACCAUGAGGAUCGGCGUUCUUUUGCUGGCGCUCGCUGCCGUCCUGGUCGCCGCGGAGGCCCACGGCUCCAAGUUGCUGCCAGCAAUGCGGGCAAGCCUCUCGCUGGGCUCCAGCCUGCUGCGUCACGUGGCCGAGAUCAAGGACCGGCUGCGCGAGGACAUUGAACGCCAACUGCUGCGUCACGUCGAGCAUCAUCAUCAUCCGGGGCUCCACUUCAUGUUCGGGCUGCCCAGUUGGAAGAAACCCGCGCUGCAGCAGCUGUGGAUGAGUCCUGCGUUCCACAGCUCCUUCAGCUUCCAAUCGAGCUCCUCCGGUCCACACAUGCUGCCGCUGCCUUUCUUCCCUCGGCCCAUGCCCACCAUUGCGAUUGCACCCUGCCGCAACAUCAGGACCCGCAUCGCGCACUUGGUAUUGCCUUGCAUCCGGAUAGCCUCUGGAGAGUUCCAGCGACCGGCCGCUGGCCUUGGAGCUUCGCAGCCCAACAACGACACACAGGGAACGUCGAACGUCACGGCUGACACCACCAGUGACCUCGCCCCGAGGGUUCCGACGAGCACGGUGACCUACGGCACAGAUCCCGUGGAACAGUACGUCACAGGUGUGGUCACCCGAGCCGUAGACGUCACCACAAACGGCGAGACGACGUCCACCCCAACCUACGAGACCACAACCGAAAACGGCGAGACGACGUCCACCCCAACCUACGAGACCACAACCGAGACCGGGGAGGUGACGCCCACUACGAGCGAGCUGUCAAGUGACGUUACGGCGACAGACGCAGUCUCAUUGGCGCUCGGCACGCGUGCUGACGACGUGACAACUGUCACAGACAGCCCGGACGUCGAAGUCACUAGCGAAGCUGGAUAUGAUAAGUAUACGGCACAGGAGCCCGCUAAUUUGGACAGGAAAGGGAACAUGAUCAUGGACAUGUUCGGUAUCCCUACCAAAAGCACUAAUGGCAAUGCUCGGAACACCACGGAACAGCCCACGUCUUCUGCCACCGAUGACAUGAACUUCAACGACAUCCUGAAAGAAGCCGAGGCCGCCUUUGCGAAGUUGUCCGAUCAGUAACUCUACAGCGGACAAUGGAUCUUACAAUGACUUGAGUGACAUUUAUUUAUUUUCCGUUGUAAAUAUGUGAAUAAACUCAUUGCAAUACCUACA
This is a messenger RNA of Dermacentor albipictus, 1285 nucleotides long. RefSeq names its product mucin-17-like. Lineage: Eukaryota; Metazoa; Arthropoda; Arachnida; Ixodida; Ixodidae. The record is from RefSeq and is a predicted model, not a curated record.